ACCGGAAGUCGUGCGGUGGAGCGAAAUUUGAAGGAACCGGAGCGGUGGCCGGUUCGGCCACCAAACUGUGUCUGUCGCUGGCAGCUGGUUCCCUGGGCUGCUUGAGUCGAGCCAUCAUGCCUAUCCGCGCUCUGUGCACUAUCUGCUCCGACUUCUUCGAUCACUCCCGUGACGUGGCUGCCAUCCACUGUGGCCACACUUUUCAUCUGCAAUGCCUAAUCCAGUGGUUUGAGACAGCACCAAGUCGGACCUGCCCACAGUGUAGAAUCCAGGUAAGGAUGAUGGAGUGGGGACAUCUCUGCUGAAGACCUACCUCUUCUUUCCAGAAGGCAGGGAUGGGGAAAACAUCUCUGAAAUAGAAACAUUUUGACCUUUUGACCCUGUUGGUGUGAGGCCAGCUGAUCCUCCCAAACAUCUGUGAGUCACUCAGGAGGCCUGCUUACCCCCUCGGGUGGCUGGAAGAUAGACUUUCCCAACCAGGCUUCACUUGUGUAUACUUGGCUGCCUCUAAUGUUUAGCAAAUGUCCCUGUGCAUAGACAUGACUUCAUCCACCAGCAAGAGGAUGCAUGUGGAAAGUUAGGUCUGAGAGCAGACCUAGAACAUGAGGUUGGCAAAAAGACUAUUAUAAACAAACUUUUCUUUGACCUCGCCCAGGAAGAGGAGAAUGUCUUGGAUGCAGAAUUCUUAAAGAAUGAACUGGACAGCGUCAAAGCUCAGCUUUCCCAGAAAGACAGGGAGAAACGGGACAGCCAGGCCAUUAUCGACACUCUACGGGACACCCUGGAAGAACGCAAUGCUACCGUGGAGUCCCUACAGAACGCCUUAAACAAGGCAGAGAUGCUGUGUUCCACCCUGAAAAAACAGAUGAAGUUCCUGGAGCAGCGGCAGGAUGAGACCAAACAAGCUCGGGAGGAGGCCCACCGACUCAAGUGCAAGAUGAAAACCAUGGAGCAAAUUGAGCUCCUACUCCAGAGCCAGCGGUCUGAGGUGGAGGAGAUGAUUCGAGACAUGGGUGUGGGACAGUCAGCGGUGGAGCAGCUGGCUGUGUACUGCGUGUCCCUCAAGAAAGAGUAUGAGAAUCUGAAGGAAGCUCGGAAGGCCACAGGGGAACUGGCUGACAGGUUGAAGAAGGAUUUGGUGUCCUCUAGGAGCAAGUUGAAGACUCUCAACACUGAGCUGGAUCAGGCCAAGUUAGAACUGAGGUCAGCCCAGAAGGACUUACAAAGUGCUGACCAGGAGAUCACGAGCCUAAGAAAGAAGCUGAUGAUCCUCCAGGGAACCUUGAGCCUGCCUCCGGCGACCAAUGAGACGGUCAGCCGCCUGGUUUUUGAGAGCCCAGCCCCUGUGGAGAUGAUGAACCCGAGGCUUCACCAGCCACCCUUCGGUGAUGAGAUUGAUCUCAAUACCACCUUUGAUGUAAAUACCCCUCCAACCCAGACCUCUGGCUCCCAGCAUUGCCUCCCCAAGAAGCUGUGCCUGGAGAGGGCACGCUCUCCCAUGCAGAAUGUCCUCAAGAAGGUGCACAAAGUCUCCAAGCCGGAGUCCCAGCUCUCACUGGGUGGCCAGCGAUGUGUAGGAGAGCUAGAUGAGGAACUGGCUGGUGCCUUCCCUCUCUUCAUCCGGAAUGCUGUCCUGGGUCAGAAACAGCCCAACAGGACCACAGCAGAAUCCCGUUGCAGCACAGAUGUGGUAAGAAUAGGCUUUGAUGGGCUUGGAGGACGAACAAAAUUCAUCCAGCCUAGGGACACAACCAUUAUCCGACCAGUGCCUGUUAAGUCCAAGGCCAAGAGUAAACAGAAAGUGAGAAUAAAGACUGUGAGUUCUGCCUCCCAGCCCAAGCUGGAUACCUUCUUAUGUCAGUGAACGGUGACCAGAGUCAUGUUUGCAAUUAGUGGGCCAAGACCUGGCUAACCGGAAGUGUUUUUGGAAGAUGGCUCCUCUUGGACCAGUCCAAGAGAGAUGCCCAGAAAACACACUUCCUGUGUUCACUGCGCCCUGCACCACACUGGGAAGCCACAUGACCAGUUUACUGUUCCGAUCAGCAGGGCCUACUUCCAGUUGCAGGGUUUUGCUUAUAGCUACAACCAGGUGUGGCUGGACUCCUUUUGUUUUUAUAGAACAGGGUCACAUUGACUCUAAGUGGAUGGGAGUGCUGGAGGAUCCUAUGCAGGCUGGAGGACCCUGCGCUUGAACUCCUGCCUGCCUCCAGCUUAUUGCUUGAAAUUAUGGGGUGAGGUGGUGAUAGGGAAAGGUUGGGGAAGUUUUCUGUGUAAAAUAAAAAGGCAUCUUUUCUUCUAGGCUCUGGCUGUAUAAAUUUGUACCAAAACCUUAGAAAAUUUCUAGGCUUAGACCUAGUAUUUUAAGUCUAGGCAUGGCAUUGGCUCUCUCCCAGGGCACAGGAAGACUAGCAAGAAUGGCAGCCCUGCAGUCCAAACUGUAAACAAAGCAGGUGGGUGAGCCCAGUGAGUUCCAGCAAGCACAACAGAUAACUACUGACCAACUGUUAGCCUCUAGGGCUUGGGUUCAGGACUUUCACCAAGAGAAUUUCCCUAUUGGCCACUUGCCUGAGUCAGAUGGCCUAAGCCACUCCUGUUAUUGAACAGGAGCUCACUGGCUUCCCUCUCACACCGCGUGCCUCGUGCUGAAGACAAUCCAACCACUUGCCAGGAAAUGGGAGGAGCCUGAGGCUGUCUGGAUGGAGAUGAUAGCCUUCUUUAAGUGAUGCUUAGCUUUGAUUGGCAACUCAGCAUGAUCUAGAGUCACGUGGAAAGGGCCUCUCCUUGAGAUCUAGAUUAGCUUGGCCUGUGGGCAUGUCUGUGGAGGGUUAUCUUGAUUGUGCCUACUAUAAGUUGGCACCAUUCCUCCCCUAGGCGGAGGAUCCUGGGCUGUUUAAAGAGCAAACAAAGAGCUGAGCACAAGAACACAUGCACUAUGUCUGCUCCUGAGCGCUACUCACUGCUCCACCCUCUGCCUAGACUUCCCUGCAAUGAACCUGUAACCUGAAUCUUGAAGCUAAAAUAAAAACUUUCUCCCCUAA
Messenger RNA from Mus musculus (house mouse), 3038 nucleotides. RefSeq names its product TRAF-interacting protein (gene Traip). The transcript is spliced from 15 exons. The record is from RefSeq and is marked validated. Lineage: Eukaryota; Metazoa; Chordata; Mammalia; Rodentia; Muridae. Gene Ontology annotation, molecular function: identical protein binding; ubiquitin-protein transferase activity; ubiquitin protein ligase activity. The coding region runs from base 839 to 1864 and encodes 341 amino acids. Gene Ontology annotation, cellular component: perinuclear region of cytoplasm; nucleolus; nucleoplasm. Gene Ontology annotation, biological process: signal transduction; replication fork processing; DNA damage response.